Messenger RNA from Podospora pseudopauciseta, 776 nucleotides. RefSeq lists its product as uncharacterized. The coding region runs from base 12 to 776 and encodes 254 amino acids. The transcript has 2 exons. Lineage: Eukaryota; Fungi; Ascomycota; Sordariomycetes; Sordariales; Podosporaceae. The record is from RefSeq and is a predicted model, not a curated record.
CCCAAAACUACAUGUUCCUGUCACGAACACAAACACCAGAGUGCAAUUGGCCGAUACUCCCCAACCAGCCAGCUCAUACUCACGUGAACGGCACAUUGUACUGCUGGAAUAGAGACCUUGACACUUCAUACUGGAUACACGAGCAUGCCUUUAGCUGUCUCAAUUUCGAUAGCCAGAACUGCGUGUGCCCGCGCCUCAAAGCAGACCCCGAGGUGGCCGGGAUAGGUGUAAUCCUCGCCUUCUUCAUCACUGCUUUCCUGACCAUCAUCUCCACGAUAUUCACCCUCCUCCUCACUCGCACCGAUGACCCCUUAUCUCCCGACGGAAUCUGGCCGCCUCCAUCCUCCCCGGCCCACCCUCCCACUCUCAACAAGAUCAAUCAUGUCUCAAGACAAUACAUCGCCCGACCAUUCGUUGUCUUUCUUCACUCUCAUGGAGUCAACAUUCCCGUCAUAACCGCCUGCGCCACCGACCUCGUUAUCUCGCUCUCCGACACCCAGCUCGUCACCGGCCUCGCCGUGCUCGUCGGUGCGCUCGCCUCCCUGUACCGCAGCGACCACGAUGAACCAAUGUCGGUCUAUCAUUUCACCAUCGCCUCUGACCUGGCCUGGUUCUCGUCCACCACACAUCUCUCCUCGCUGCUGGUUCUCCGUUACCACCCACGAAUCUCGGCCAAAAAGGGCCACCGACCCACUCACAUCCGGCCCUGGACGGUGCACCUCCCGUUAAAAAUACGACUUGUCCUCAUGGCUGUUUUCGCCGCUCUUCUCCUCUAG